Molecule: messenger RNA, 564 nt
Organism: Sorghum bicolor (sorghum)
Lineage: Eukaryota; Viridiplantae; Streptophyta; Magnoliopsida; Poales; Poaceae
Product: neurogenic locus notch homolog protein 3
Exons: 5
Coding region: 1-564 (187 amino acids)
Source: RefSeq, a predicted model, not a curated record
AUGGCAAGAGCUAGAGUGCCAGCGCCGGCUAUGCUCGUGGCGCUCCUCGCCCUAGCAAUGGCCGCCGAUGGUGCUGGUGCUAGUGCUGGUGCUGACAACGGCGCGACGAUCUGCGACACGGCCAAGUGCGGCAAGGGCACCUGCAGCGAGGUGCCGGGGAUCAUCCCACUGCUUACCAGUUCCUACAAGUGCACCUGCGACCCCGGCUGGUACCAGCAAAUGUUGUCAAACCUCACAGUCCUCAACUUCGCGCCCUGCAUCAUCCCCGACUGCUCCUUCAGUAGUGGCUGUUUGAACCAUACCAUGGAGACACCACCCAGGGGCAUUCCUCUGUCAGACCCCUGCCUCGUCGUCAACUGCGGCCAAGGUGGUCAGUGCGAGAAGGGCGCCGGCGUCAGUUACCAGUGCCGCUGCCAGCCGGGGUUCAAAAACAUGCUCGACGACACCUCCAUGCCUUGCAUCGGCAGCAGCUGCACGUUUGGGGCAGACUGCGCCAAGCUAGGACUGGGAAACACUCCGGCUGCACCAGCUCCGGCACCAGUCAUCGGAAAUUAUCUUUAUUAG